This is a messenger RNA of Chionomys nivalis (European snow vole), 3738 nucleotides long. RefSeq names its product RNA binding motif protein 19 (gene Rbm19). Bases 102 to 2918 code for a protein of 938 amino acids. Gene Ontology annotation, molecular function: RNA binding. The transcript has 24 exons. The record is from RefSeq and is a predicted model, not a curated record. NCBI's taxonomy places the organism in Eukaryota, Metazoa, Chordata, Mammalia, Rodentia, Cricetidae.
UGACGCACCAAAGAUGGCGGCGCCCAGUGAGGUGGCGUGAAAGUUGUGGGAAGUCGGCGUGGCGGGGUGCGUGAAUCAGAAGCGUUGAGGACCUGGGAGCCAUGUCGCGACUGAUCGUGAAGAACCUCCCUAAUGGGAUGAAGGAGGAGCGGUUCCGGCAGCUGUUUUCCGCCUUUGGCACACUGACUGACUGCAGCCUUAAGUUCACCAAAGAUGGCAAGUUCCGCAAGUUCGGCUUUAUAGGCUUCAAGUCGGAGGAGGAGGCGCAGGCAGCAUUGAGCCAUUUCAACCGGAGUUUUAUUGACACGUCCCGGAUCACGGUGGAAUUCUGCAAGUCCUUUGGAGACCCAACGAAACCCCGAGCCUGGAGCAAACAUGCCCAGAAGCCCAGCCAGCCCAAGCAGUCAUCACAAGACUCCAUUCCCUCAGACACUAAAAAAGAUGACAAAAAGAAAAAGGUGCCCAGUGACCUGGAGAAGCUGAAGGAAGAUGCUGAGUUCCAGGAGUUCCUCUCGGUUCACCAGAAGAGGGCCCAGGUGGCCACGUGGGCAAACGAUGCUCUGAACACCGAGCUCCCGAGAGCAAAGACCAAGCCAGCGAGUGACUAUCUGAACUUCGACUCCGACUCGGACUCGGGACAGGAGAGUGAGGAGGAGCCGGCUGGAGAGGAACCUGAAGAGGAGCAAGGCCUGCAGACAAAGGCCGCCACGCAGAAGGAACUGUCCGACAUGGACUACCUGAAGUCCAAGAUGGUGCGGCGGACUGAGGUGUCCUCCGAGGACGAAGAGGACAGCGAGGAUGAGGCGGUGAACUGUGACGAGGGCAGCGAGGCUGAGGAGGAGGAGGGCUCCCCUGCCUCCCCAGUCCCGCAGAAAAGUACGAGUGGGGCAGCCGCCACUGACAAGGUAGAGAAAUCAGUCGGCAAGAAGGAACCCACCACCCCUUACACUGUGAAGCUCCGGGGAGCCCCCUUCAAUGUCACUGAGAAAAACGUUACGGAGUUCCUGGCGCCCCUGAAGCCAACGGCCAUUCGAAUAAUGAGAAAUGCCCAUGGGAACAAAACAGGGUGUGUCUUCGUGGACCUCAGCAGCGAAGAAGAUGUGAAAAAAGCUCUGAAGUGCAACCGGGAAUACAUGGGUGGACGCUAUAUUGAGGUCUUCAGGGAGAAGGCCCCCAAGACCCACAGUCCCCCAAAGAGCAGCACCACACCCUGGAAGGGCCGUACGCUCGGGGAACAUGAAGAGGAGGAGGACCUGGCCGACUCUGGGAGGCUCUUUGUGCGGAACCUGUCCUACACCAGCUCCGAGGAAGACUUGGAGAAGCUGUUCUCUGCCUAUGGUCCCCUGUCAGAACUCCACUAUCCCAUCGACAGCCUGACCAAGAAGCCCAAGGGUUUUGCCUUCGUCACCUUCAUGUUCCCUGAGCACGCGGUGAAGGCCUAUGCUGAGGUAGAUGGGCAGGUAUUCCAGGGCAGGAUGCUCCAUGUCCUUCCUUCCACUAUCAAGAAGGAAGCCAGCCAGGAGGCAGAUGCCCCAGGAUCCUCUUACAAGAAGAAGAAGGAAGCCAUGGACAAAGCCAACAGCUCCAGUUCUCACAACUGGAACACGCUGUUUAUGGGACCAAAUGCUGUAGCUGACGCCAUUGCACAGAAGUACAAUGCCACUAAGAGCCAAGUGUUUGAUCACGAGACCAAGGGCAGCGUGGCAGUGCGUGUGGCUCUGGGGGAGACCCAGCUGGUCCAGGAGGUUCGCAGCUUCCUUAUCGAGAAUGGCGUUUGCCUGGACUCUUUCAGCCAGGCUGCAGCAGAGCGAAGUAAGACUGUGAUCCUGGUGAAGAACCUCCCAGCAGGCACGCUGGCAGCAGAACUCCAGGAGAUCUUCGGCCGCUUUGGCAGCUUGGGCCGUGUGCUGCUGCCUGAAGGUGGCAUCUCAGCCAUUGUAGAGUUCCUGGAGCCCCUGGAGGCCCGCAAGGCCUUCAGGCACCUGGCCUAUUCCAAGUUUCAUCAUGUCCCACUGUACCUGGAGUGGGCUCCAAUUGGUGUCUUUGGCGCAGCCCCACAGAAGAAAGAUUCCCAACCUGCGCAGACUGCAGAGAAAGACAAGGCAGAGUCAGAGAUGGCGCUCGACCCAGAGGGUGAAAAGACGUCAGGGGAAGGAGCAGAGGCCCCCACAGAAGAGAUGGAAGAGGAGGAGGAGGAGGAAGAAGAAAGUGUCCCAGGAUGCACUUUAUUUAUUAAGAACCUCAACUUCAGCACCACAGAGGAGACGCUGAAGGAAGUGUUUUCCAAAGUGGGAGCUGUGAAGAGCUGCACCGUGUCCAAGAAGAAGAGUAAAGCAGGAGUGCUGCUUUCAAUGGGAUUUGGGUUUGUGGAAUAUAAGAAGCCAGAGCAAGCCCAGAAAGCCCUCAAGCAGCUCCAGGGUCACGUCGUGGACGGCCAUAAGCUGGAAGUGCGAAUCUCUGAACGGGCCACCAAGCCUGCCUUGACAACCUCUCGGAAGAAACAGGUCUCCAAGAAGCAGAUGACCUCCAAAAUUCUGGUGCGGAAUAUCCCCUUCCAGGCCAACCAGAGGGAAAUCCGGGAGCUUUUCAGCACCUUUGGGGAGCUGAAGACAGUGCGCCUGCCAAAGAAGAUGACGGGGACCGGAGCGCACCGGGGCUUCGGCUUUGUGGACUUCGUCACCAAGCAGGAUGCGAAGAAAGCCUUCAGCGCCCUCUGCCACAGCACCCACUUGUAUGGCCGGAGGCUGGUCCUGGAGUGGGCAGACUCGGAGGUGACUGUGCAGGCUCUGCGGAGGAAGACGGCCAGACACUUCCAAGAGCCCCCGAAGAAAAAGCGAUCUGCAGUGUUGGAUGGGAUCCUGGAGCAGCUGGAAGAUGGGGACAACGACGAUGACAACGAGCAAGCUCUUCAGCUGUGAGCACCUGCGCUGGGGAGCCCAUGUGAGGUGGCUCCUUUCAGGGACACAGACCCGACAUCCUCCUCUCCUUGUUCCCCGAGGAGCAGAGACUCUGUGGUGGGUGACAGUGCACAGCCAGUGUUGAGCCCAUGGGAGGAGUAAGCCGCUGUCUAGGCGGGGACUCGCACCUCAGCCCCGUUCACCAGCCACCCCAGCCGCACCCAGCCAGACUCCUGCAGCCAUCUCACCCUCUGCAGCACUGCCGGCCAGAGGAUGGAGCUGUGGAUGCCACCUCAGGCGCAGGGCCCUUCCCAGACCUGGAGCAUCACAUUCCACGCAGGCUGGCCUGGGUGUUCCAUCACCAUUGCCUCUCAAGGUGGAGGCCCUGGGAGCCCUGUCCAAGCCUCGCCCUGGGCCAGUUCACCAACUGCAAAAGAUGACAUGGCAUCAGGCAGGGAGCGGGGCCACAGCCCUUCACCCACUGUCCAGCCUCGGCUCCAACACCCCUAGCGUGCAGUUUCAGACCUACGUCAUUUUGAGCUCCGGUGGUAUCUGCUCAGUGCAGGCGAUGGGCUGACCAUGGUGGCCUCAGCUAGCCACACCAUGUUCAACCAUCCAACCCAGGAAGACCUAAGACGACUCCUCCCACUUCUGAGCCGUUGUCACCUGGACAGGUCUCGGACUUUUUGGAGGGAAUCUUAGCCUGUGUGGUUUUUGGGGGGAUGAGUCCCUGCUUUUCAUAGUGGUCCGUACCAAAGCUAGGACCACACCCUGUGGGUGGGGCUGGCACUUUGUUACAGUCCAAGGGCACUGAGAGUUAGGCAAUAAAAGUCAGAACCUA